Molecule: messenger RNA, 668 nt
Organism: Oncorhynchus keta (chum salmon)
Lineage: Eukaryota; Metazoa; Chordata; Actinopteri; Salmoniformes; Salmonidae
Product: vascular endothelial growth factor receptor 3-like
Exons: 6
Coding region: 33-635 (200 amino acids)
Biological process (GO): cell surface receptor protein tyrosine kinase signaling pathway; protein phosphorylation; positive regulation of kinase activity
Cellular component (GO): signaling receptor complex
Molecular function (GO): ATP binding; transmembrane receptor protein tyrosine kinase activity
Source: RefSeq, a predicted model, not a curated record
GGAAAGGCAGCGCCCGUCUGCCACUGAAGUGGAUGGCUCCAGAGAGUAUCUUUGACAAGGUCUACACCAGCCAGUCUGACGUCUGGUCCUUUGGUGUUCUACUCUGGGAGAUCUUCUCUCUGGGUGCAUCUCCGUACCCAGGUGUCCAGAUCGAUGAGGACUUCUGUAAACGACUGAAAGAUGGAACUAGGAUGAGAGCUCCUGAAACAGCUUCCCCUGAGAUCUAUGGUAUAAUGCUGGCCUGCUGGCAGGGCGAGCCCCGAGAGAGACCUCCCUUCCAAGCCCUGGUAGAUAUCCUGGGAGACCUACUCCAGGACGACAGACUACCAGAUGGUAAGGACUACAUCCCCCUGAAUCCAUCCCAGAGCUCUGAGGAAGACAGCUUCUUUCACGACUCAUCACGACCCGCUUCACAGGAGGAGAUGAGACUGGCCUGUCACAGCAUACCCAUCAGGUAUUAUAACUGUGUGCCCUUCGCUGGCUGUGUGUUCGUGGGGCCGUCGAAGCUGUCGUCAUGCCAACCCAGAGCGAAGACAUUUGAGGAGCUACCAAUGGAAACGGCCUGGUAUAAAACCCACAACAACGGAGUAAGAUCUGUCUCUCCUGCACUCUCUCUCCAUCCCUCUAUCAUUUAAUCUCUCUCCAUCCCUCUAUCAUUGUAUCUCUCU